AUGGCUAUCCGCCAUCCGCCUAACCCCCGGAAAACCCACACACUUAUUACCCUCGAUCCUGCGACAAUGCCGCUCCCGCACCCGCUGCUGCUGCAGCGGCGUGGGCUUUGCGGGCGCGUGAAGUGCCUCAGGGCCGCGGCGGGCCGGCACGUACUGCCACCGGGGGAUGGAUCGAAUGAGGACGAGUUGGAAUGGUUGGAGGAGGAGGAGAUGGGGGGGGAGGAGUGCGGUGGUGGAGAGCGCGGUGGUGAGGUUCGUGGUAGUGCCGCCGGCGGAGAGUGCAUAGGGUGGGCUCUGAGAAUAUUUCCCGCCGGAGAACGGAGAUCCAAAUCUUGA
Molecule: messenger RNA, 336 nt
Organism: Morchella sextelata
Lineage: Eukaryota; Fungi; Ascomycota; Pezizomycetes; Pezizales; Morchellaceae
Exons: 1
Coding region: 1-336 (111 amino acids)
Source: RefSeq, a predicted model, not a curated record